CUAUACGGAGGUCUAGUGGAGCCAGACGUAUUCUUGGUGGAACAACCAACGAUAUAGAGAGACUGAAGCUUUUUGUCUGGCACUGCAGUUGCAUCUUGGACUUGAUUAAUUCUGACUCUGUCAUCAAUCCAAGAUGCGUACCAAGCCAAAGAGAAAUUAUCUAGUCCAAGACGUGCUUGACAUUGGAGAGAGGUUCUUCCAACAUCUUGGGAGUACAGGUCACCAAGAGGUCACGGAGAAGGAAGCUUUACGUGACCUCUAUUAUGAUGAAUUCAAGCCUUCCCUUCUAAGGCAAGGUGUUAAAGCCUUUGGAUUUUCCACGUUGUUGAGGUGCUUGAAACGCAGCAAGAGGAUACGUGUACAGAACGGUCAUGUGUUCCCUCAGAAGGCCUAUGACUCUGUGGCGUUAGACCAGUAUAGGACCAUUAGGAGGUCCGAGGAGGCUUUUGACGGUCAGGGGUCACCAGCAAGGGCAGCAGGCGAUGGAGAAAGGCGGUCUGCUCAGCGCAAACGUUACCCUUGCCUCUGUGAGGUUUGCGGAGUGAUUGUCAACUCUGAGGUCUCCUACAGGGACCACAUCCGAGGGAAGCGCCAUCGGGUCAACAUGCUGAAGAAGGUCAUCAACUCAAAGAGGAACGACCUAGUUGAAGCCAAGAAUGGAGUAUCAAUCACUACACAAUAUGAUGAUGGCAAGGGAAAUGUAACAACUCAGAUGCACUUGAGGGACAUUACGAAGGAAGUGAACUUCAAGAUCAAGUCAAUCAGUGACAGGGAGGUAGCUCUGAUCUCUAUAGUUCUACUAAGUGCAAGACCUCGCCCUGAGUUCAAGGUCAAAGAUGAACAUAAUGUGUUUGACGGGAUCAAUACAUUUAAGAUGCCUUCGGGAUCUGAAUACACAGUGCAGCUGUCAUGUACCAAUGCCUCUAAUCUGGGAAGACUUGAUAGCCCUGUUGCCUUCACUUUUCGUCUAGAAGAUACCAGAGAUAUUUUCAAGAUCUUGCGGUUUGUUUCUGUGUUUGUUGUGAGUGAUGUCAACGAAGAUCUCCCACCUUCCAAACCGUACACCAAUCCUCCAAGGUUUGCUGCAAAGAUGAAGAGAGGAGAGAUCGUAAACGGAAUUGAACUCUCAGGUUGGGGAGAAAAUCCACUGAAGGGUAUUCCUCUUGAAUUUUUUGAUGUUCCGAGGGACCUUCAGCACACAGUAAACAGCAAACAGAACCUUCCCCAACUCAGGGAUCAACUGAAACAGCCUCUGACAGUAGACAACCAUCGAGAGAAGUUCCACAAGCUCCUGUACAUAGAGGAGUUACAGAUGCAGGUUGAUAUCAGACGAUAUGAUAAGAUAGGUCAGACACUGGCCAAGGACAAACAACCCAACAUGCUGAGACUUCAUGUACCUGGUCUUGCCGAGAAUCGACCGUCAGUUCUCAGAGGAGAUCAUCUGUUUGCUAGGUUCAGCGACAAGUCUGAUAAUAAGAGCUACAAGGGCUACGUGCACAGGGUAGAACAGGAGGAUCUGGUCCUGGGAUUUCAUGGAGACUUCAGGAGCAAGUACAUCACAGGUAGGAAGGUUGACAUUGAGUUCACCUUCACCCGAUUCCCCAUACGUAAUGAGCAUCAAGCCAUAGAGACGGCCACAGUAAAGGGCAGGCUUAGUGAUGCGCUCUUUCCAGGGACGGGGAGUCAAGUCGGGAGUAAAGGCCAGCUUUCAAAGAUUCCAGAACUACAGGCUUUCAAGAGGACCCUCUUUGAUCAGAAGUUGUCUGCAAACAUGGAACAAGUCCAGGCUGUUCACCAGAUUGUGACAGGAACCGCUAGACCAGCUCCGUACCUGGUCUUUGGACCUCCCGGCACAGGGAAGACUGUAACCAUCGUGGAGGCUGCAAAGCAGGUUUACAAGUUGUUGCCCGAGAGCAGAGUUCUUGUUAGUGCGCCCUCUAACAGUGCAGCUGAUUUAGUUGCUGUCCGUCUGCUCAAUACAGGAACACCCAUUGCUAAGACACACCUUAUGAGAAUGUAUGCUCCCAGCAGACCUCUCAUCGCCCUCGAUCAUGUUCUCAAGGAGAAGAAGUGUUGUAACCUUGGAGCGUAUGAUCUCUACAUACCAUCUAAAGAGGAGAUCCUGGAAAAGAGAGUUGUCGUCACAACCCUCGUUAAUUCAGGAAGGCUGGCACUGGCCCAGUUUCCAGAGAAUUUCUUCACCCAUGUAUUCAUUGAUGAGGCAGGUCAUGCCACCGAGCCAGAAGCCCUGAUUGCUUUGGCUGGACUGAUAAACCUUGAUAACCCUAAUGGUGGCCAGAUCAUCUUGGCUGGUGACCCCAAACAGCUUGGACCUGUGCUCAGGUCACCAUUGGCCAUUGAGAAUGGUCUAGUCCUAUCGUUCCUUGAGAGGCUGAUGACCCAGUGCAAAGCCUACAGCCGGAAGGCAGUUGCAGGGACUUCUGAAGCACACUACGAUCAGAGGAUCUUGACUAAGCUACUGCAGAACUACCGCUCUCACCCGGACAUCCUCGAGCUGCCAAACAAGAUGUUCUACGACCAGGAGCUCAAGGUCCACGCCAAUGAGGUGGUCAGAAACUCGUUCUGCACAUGGGACCAACUGCCAAAACAGGGUUUCCCAAUCAUCUUCCAUGGAGUCGAGGGUCAGGAUGAGAGAGAGGAACAGAGUCCAUCUUUCUUCAACAAGUCCGAGAUUGAGAUUGUAGUGGAUUAUGUGAAUAAGGUGAUGGACAAGAGAGGUGGGCAGAAGAUGAGACAAGAGGACAUCGGUGUUAUCUCACCAUACAGGAAACAGGUUCAGAAGUUACGUCGGGUCCUGGAGAAGCGUCGCUACAGCAACAUCAAGGUCGGGUCGGUGGAGGAGUUCCAAGGUCAGGAGAGGACGGUGAUCAUCAUCUCCACCGUCCGUAGCACCAAGGCGGAGUACAUUGAGAUGGAAGACUUCAAACUCGGCUUCUUGAAGAAUCCCAAGAGGUUCGAUGUGGCAGUGACCAGAGCCAAAGCCCUUCUAAUCAUCGUAGGAAACCCCUUCAUGCUCAGCAAAGAUGAACACUGGAACCCAAUGUUGGAGUUCUGCAUCCAGAAAGGAGGCUACACAGGAUGUGCUUACAGUUCAGAGGAGAGUGAUAUGGACUCCCUCGUUCAACUCUUGCAGAAGGCUCAUCUGGGAAGUGUACCCACAGUGGAAGAAGCAGAAGAGCAGCUUGGAUUCAGUCAAGUUGCUCAGCAGAAUGACCCCGAAUGGAGAGGUGAAGACUAGAGAAAGAGGUCAUCUCCAUAACAACAACAAGCCAAAGAAUGAUUCGCCAUUUACUGGUAGAAUAGUGAGAGUUGAAUGCAGCUGUACAGUGAGGCAGCUAUGUUAAAAUCUGAAUCAGUGUUGUUGGUAGACCAAACAGGCACAGGAGAUGCAUGAACAAGGCAGUAGCAUUGAAGAGACAAGUGUGCAGGAACUUUGUAGAACAAUGAUUCAUACAUCUUGUACCAAGGCUCCAAAGAAUGGUCAGGUAGAGUAGUAGGAAUUGAAGUAAAGAGGAGACAAUAAAGCAGCUGUUUUUUUAGAUUGUCAAUAGAAUCUUUUAAAUAUAAUUAUACAGACCAAUCAGGCACAAAGAAUGGGCAGGGAGAUGGAGUUAAAUGAAAAUUUUUGCAAUAAUUAAUAACUUUGAUUUGAUAGAACAAAAAUUGUAUACCGAUUGAUUGACAAGUCAUGAAGAAGCUGAAUAAUAGGAUGAAAUGUCAUGAUGCAAGUGCAUAUUUUGAAAUGACCACCCUGGUAUGGACAACUCUACAAUGAAGAUGGGACAUUGGAAUAUGGUAUGGUCUCAGCGGAUCACUGUUUGACUACAAGAGAACGAUCUGUCGAUCUAGCAAAUGUACUUUCGUUCAGACAAUGAUCUUACAUUUGAAUAAAUUUGUGCAAGCUAAAAAGUUAUGGUUAACCGGUAUAUAAAAGUCUUGGUAGUAAAAGGAUGCAUGUGUACUAAAUCUUUUAAUUCACUUGUGCCCUCUCUGUAGGAUAUUGUAAUUCAUACAUUUGUCGCAUGUCCAAUAUAUUCCAUUUAAGAUUCUUGCCAGAAUAAUUCUUGUUGAAUAAUGUAUUUCUUAAAAUGUUAUAUAAUCCUUUGAUGUGAUCAAAUAUUUUUAAUGCAUGCACAUUUUUACAAUUUUAUUCUGUGCCAUGUUUUCUUUUUUUUAAAUCCGCAUGCAAAAUACAAUAGCUAAAAGUUCACUGUAAUUUAUGUCUUUUAAACCCCAAGUGAUGGAAAUGGGAAGAAAAAUGCAUGAAGAUUUAAUUUGUUUUAUUAAUAUCAGAAUAAUUCUUGUAAUUUUUUUAAUAAUUUGGUGGGCUCAGCUACCCAAUGCGUCUCCCUCCCUGUAUGGUUGUGUACUGUGCCAUAGUUCGUUUACUUUUAAGUUUUUACACCAUUUUGUUUUGGUCAUAGGUUAUUGCUUGUUUUCUUGUACUUCUUAAAAUUCUUCUAUAAUAUUUGUAUCUGUAAUGUUCUUUUAAAUGUCAUAAUGAUUCAUUUAUAUAUUGAAGAUGCCAUGUAACACAUUCUUCAAAUUGAUAAGAAUUACUCAUAAGUAAUAACGCUAUAGGAAUUUAUUGGAAGUUAUUUUCUUGUGGUUUGUCCACAAUCAAAUAUUGUAUGAAGUUGUAAGUAAAUUUAAGAGAUAAUGUAAGUCUAAUUUCACUUGAAUUUGAAACUUUGAAAAUGUUAGGUUAUUUGAAAAACCAGUAACCUCAAUAAUUUCACGUUUGAAUCUAUGAGUCCAUUCUGAAUUUGAAUAAAUGAGUCUGAUCGAUCGAUCGCAAGGAUCAUCAUGACAUAAGUCAUAAUAUUAAGGGAUAUAUAAAUAUAAAUAUUUUAGAGGGCCUUUGAUGCUUCUAUCUACCCUUUUAGACAUUGUCGCGAUGAUGUGUACAUGUACAUAAAUUGAUUUUAAAAAUGAAUAAAAUGAAUAUAGAUAUAAUGUAUCAUCAGAUUAAAAAUCACAUAAUUUUAAUGUAUUUACACUGAACAUUAACAAUAAACUAUUUCAGACAACUAA
Messenger RNA from Strongylocentrotus purpuratus (purple sea urchin), 5055 nucleotides. RefSeq names its product putative helicase MOV-10. The record is from RefSeq and is a predicted model, not a curated record. Lineage: Eukaryota; Metazoa; Echinodermata; Echinoidea; Camarodonta; Strongylocentrotidae. Gene Ontology annotation, molecular function: 5'-3' RNA helicase activity; ATP hydrolysis activity; zinc ion binding.